UCCGGGGAGACUGGAUAUAGUGAAUGCGGGGUCCGGGGAGAGCGGAUAUAGUGAAUGCGGGGUCCAGGGAUAUAGGAUAUAGUGAAUGCAGGGUCCGGGAGAGAGCGGAUAUAGUGAAUGCGGGGUCCGGGAGAGCGGAUAUAGUGAAUGCAGGUUUCGGGGAGAGCGCAUAUAGUGAAUGCGGGGUCCGGGGAGAGCGGAUACAGUGAAUGCGGGGUCCGGGGAGAGCGGAUACAGUGAAUGCGGGGUCCGGGGAGAGCGGAUACAGUGAAUGCGGGGUCCGGGGAGAGCGGAUACAGUGAAUGCGGGGUCCGGGGAGAGCGGAUACAGUGAAUGCGGGGUCCGGGGAGAGCGGAUACAGUGAAUGC
Staurois parvus is the source of this 368-nucleotide messenger RNA. NCBI's taxonomy places the organism in Eukaryota, Metazoa, Chordata, Amphibia, Anura, Ranidae. The record is from the annotation of a GenBank genome assembly.